UGCUUCCAGACGAGCGAGGAGACUUGUGGUCUGGUUCUUGGACUUGCCUAACAGCAUGGCCCCUAAACGCCAGUCUCCAUUCCCGCUUCAAAAGAAGAAACCAAGACCACCUCCUGCUCUGGGACUGGAGGAGACAUCGGCCUCUGCAGGCUUGCCGAAGAAGGGAGAAGAAGAACAGCAAGAAGCAAUUGAACACAUUGAUGAAGUACAAAAUGAAACAGACAGACUUAAGGAACAAGACAGUGAGGAGAUUUUGAAAGUAGAACAGAAAUAUAACAAACUCUGCCAACCAUUUUUUCAGAAGAGGUCAGAAUUGAUCGCCAAAAUCCCAAAUUUUGGGAUAACAACAUUUGUCAACCAUCAACAAGUGUCUGCACUGCUUGGGGAGGAGGACAAAGAGGCACUGCAUUAUUUGACCAAAGUUGAAGUGACAGAAUUUGAAGAUAUUAAAUCAGGUUACAGAAUAGAUUUUUAUUUUGAUGAAAAUCCUUACUUUGAAAAUAAAGUUUUCUCCAAAGAAUUUCAUCUGAAUGAGAGUGGUGAUCCACCUUCAAAGUCCACCGAAAUCAAAUGGAAAUCUGGAAAGGAUUUGACGAAACGUUCAAGUCAAACGCAGAAUAAAGCCAACAGGAAGAGGCAGCAUGAGGAACCAGAGAGCUUCUUUACCCGGUUUACUGAUCAUUCUGAUGCAGGUGCUGAUGAGUUAGAAGAGGUCAUCAAAGAUGAUAUUUGGCCAAACCCAUUACAGUAUUACUUGGUUCCUGAUAUGGAUGAUGAAGAAGAAGGAGAAGAUGAUGAUGAUGAUGAUGAUGAUGAUGAUGAUGAUGAUGAAGGGGAGGAAGAAUUAGAAGAUAUUGAUGAAGGGGAUGAGGAUGAAGGUGAAGAAGAUGAAUAUGAUGAUGAAGGGGAGGAAGGAGAGGAGGAUAAAGGAGAAGAUGACUAAUAGAACACUGAUGGACUCCAACCUUCCUUUUUUAAAAUUGUCUCCAGCCCUGGGAGCAAGUUGCAGUCUUUUUUUUUUUUCCUCUUGUGCUCAGUCACCCUGUUCUUAAGCUCUCUUUUCUCUACCCCAUGGUUCUCAACUUAUUUGGGGGGAAAUACCUUGAGCAGAAUACAAUGGGAAAAGAGUCUCUACCCCUUUCUGUUCAAAGUUCAUUUUUAUCCCUUCCUGUCUGAACAAAAACUGUAUGCAAUCAACACCACCGAGCUCUGUGGGGAAAAAGAAAAACCUGCUCCCUUCGCUGUGCUGGAAGCUGGAGGAUGCUAGGCCCCUGUGUAGUAGUGCAUAGAAUUCUAGCUUUUUUCCUCCUUUCUCUGUAUAUUGGGCUCAGAGAGUACACUGUGUCUCUAUAUAGGUCAAAGGGACAAUAUGGACAGUUAGCAUUUACCAACAUGUAUCUGUCUACUUUCUCUUGUUUAAAAAAAGAAAAAAAAACUUUAAAAAAUGGGGUUAUAGAAGGUCAGCAAAGGGUGGAUUUGAGAUGUUUGGGUGGGUUAAGUGGGCAUUUUGACAACAUGGCUUCUUCUUUGGCAUGUUUAAUUGUGAUAUUUGACAGACAUCCUUGUAGUUUAAGAUGACACUUUUAAAAUAAAUUCCCUCCUAAUGAUGACUUGAGCC
Messenger RNA from Nomascus leucogenys (northern white-cheeked gibbon), 1618 nucleotides. It is a transcript of the gene SETSIP, whose product is annotated as SET like protein. Gene Ontology annotation, biological process: nucleosome assembly. NCBI's taxonomy places the organism in Eukaryota, Metazoa, Chordata, Mammalia, Primates, Hylobatidae. Gene Ontology annotation, molecular function: histone binding; chromatin binding. Gene Ontology annotation, cellular component: nucleus; chromatin. The record is from RefSeq and is a predicted model, not a curated record.